Molecule: messenger RNA, 1093 nt
Organism: Benincasa hispida (wax gourd)
Lineage: Eukaryota; Viridiplantae; Streptophyta; Magnoliopsida; Cucurbitales; Cucurbitaceae
Gene: RLF
Product: reduced lateral root formation
Cellular component (GO): cytoplasm
Molecular function (GO): cytochrome-b5 reductase activity, acting on NAD(P)H; heme binding
Source: RefSeq, a predicted model, not a curated record
AAGAAAACCUAACUACGGCAGCCGGUCAUCAAUUCUGUACGCAACAUUCAACCAUCCUUAAUUCUUUUUUUGCUUUUUAUAGACGAGAUUGGGGAUCUCGGAUUCCGGCCAAAAGCUUUUACUGGAUCGCCGGCGUUUCCACGGCCGAUUCUAAUUCACAGAACAAUUUCUUGAAGUUGUGGGUUGGAGAGAAGUUGCUUGAAAUUUGAGAGUAAAUAGGCUGCGAUGGAUUCUGAAGAUGACUUCACAUUUUGCCAGGUGGGUUUACCUGAAAGAAAUAAUAGAGAGGCAAAGGAUCUUGCAUCAGAUAUAGGUGAUAUUACCUUAAGGGAUGAAUUGGCAAAUGGCACCGUUAGUAGGACUCACGUCAUUUGGAAUGACAAAUUGUCGAACAAUAUCACUUCCAGAAAGCAGGCAACAGUUGGUUCCUUGGAUUUCAACGUUAUUGAUAUGUCGUCUUCAAAACAAUCAAGUACGUUGUCAACAGAAGAGGUGCCAAAAGAUGCUGGAAAGGUUGUGAAGAAUUCAGGAAAACAGGGGAUUGCUGUGCGUAAGCCUGCAGCUCGAACAAAGGUUCCUUUUGAGAAGGGGUAUAGUCAAAUGGAUUGGCUUAAGCUUACUCGAACCCAUCCUGAUCUUGCAGGGUUGAAAGGCCAGUCAAAUAAAAGGCUUAUCCCUAUGAGUGAAGUUAAAGAACAUCGGACUGAGGGCUCUAUGUGGACCGUUCUGAAAGGUCGUGUGUAUAAUAUAUCUCCUUAUAUGAAGUUUCACCCUGGAGGUGCUGAUAUACUCAUGAAGGCAGUGGGAAAAGAUUGUACAUCUUUAUUCAAUAAAUAUCACGCUUGGGUGAAUGCUGAAUUUUUGCUGGAGAAGUGUCUAGUUGGCACUUUGGAUGAUAGCCAUUGAUAGUUUGUUGACAUGUAGCCUUCGACCAUGUUUAUAUGGUGUAUUGUAUUUGUCAAAAGAAUAAAUAAUUUGGUAUCAUAAUGAGUUUAGAGCUCACAAACCUACUUGAAGGUUUCGAUGGAAGAUACUAUAUACCUGGAUUUUUAUUCUCAAUUAAGUUCCAAGAUAUAUUUGUUAUUCUUUUUUA